GUGCUGGUUAUCGGCAUUCCUCUCCUCACCAGCUGUCACGCUGACAGCUCAGGGGACAUCUACACUGAUCAUCAGGGCACUGAUCAGUGCCCUGAUGAUCAGUGUAGCCCCAUCAGUGCCACCUGUCAGUGUCCAUUAAUGUCACCUGUCAGUGCCAAUCAAUGCACAUCAAUGCCACAUAUCAGUGCCAAUCAAUGCCACAUAUCAAUGCCUACCAGUGCACAUAAAUGCCACAUAUCAGUGCCCAUCUGAGCUGCCUAUCAGUGCUAGUCAGUGCCGCCUAUGAG
Molecule: messenger RNA, 287 nt
Organism: Staurois parvus
Lineage: Eukaryota; Metazoa; Chordata; Amphibia; Anura; Ranidae
Source: the annotation of a GenBank genome assembly